UCACGAAAAAUGAAGUUAACAGCGUAUUAUCUGCAUCACGCAGAGUGCGAUGAAAUCUUAUUCAUAAACACGCUGUUUUACUUGCUGCUCAAUCUGAUCGUCAUGUUGAAAUACACCGUUUUCUUGUAUCAUUCGAACGACUUGAAGACCCUCGUAGAGAUGCUUUGGGAUAGCUGGCGAUCUCUAAGCAACGAGGACGAGCAACAGAUUAUCCUGAAAUACGCGGAGAAAGGGAAAUUCCAGUACACAGUUAUCACACUUUCCAUUUGUAUUCUACUGUUUACGCUCGGAUACAUAGAGAUCACAGAAUCGCAGAAUAUGGAUAUUUGCGAGUCAUCGAUGAACUUCUACCUAACCAUAAUCUAUGUCACCGUCGACAAACGAUACAUUCGUCUCUUGUUGCUGCAGGCGUUGUGUGUGCUUGUUGGUGGAGCAUCGAUUAUUUCAGUAACCGAAACAACAAUAACCAUGAUUACUUACUACAUAACCGGAUUGUUUAAAGUGAUUCAAUAUCGCAUGAGAAACGUGUUUAACGAAGGAGUAAAGACGAGGACCGACGAAACAGCUCGUGAAAGAUUGAUCGAUGUUGCGAAAAUGCACAUGCGAACGAUCCAAUACAAUACCGAAUGGUACAAUGCUCCAGUGUCAACGCAGAAGAUGUUGUUGUUCGUCGCACAACACUGUAUAAAUACUUACACUUUCAACAUCGGAGGGCUCUUCGUACCGAGUUACGAAGGCUUUUCUUCGGUGAUCAAACAAUCAUUCUCCUAUUUUAUGGUUAUUCGUUCCACGCAAAUGUAGCUUGUAAGAAACUAUGUACGAACACAGGAAGAUGUAGUACAUUGUGUAUUUGUACAAGUCACGUGUUAAUCCUCAGUACAUGGAUUGGAUCUACGAGACACAAUGAGCAUAUUUGGCUGUCCACGCGUCAAUUGUU
Frieseomelitta varia is the source of this 937-nucleotide messenger RNA. RefSeq lists its product as uncharacterized. The transcript is spliced from 7 exons. Gene Ontology annotation, biological process: sensory perception of smell; detection of chemical stimulus involved in sensory perception of smell. Gene Ontology annotation, molecular function: odorant binding; olfactory receptor activity. The record is from RefSeq and is a predicted model, not a curated record. The coding region runs from base 10 to 801 and encodes 263 amino acids. Gene Ontology annotation, cellular component: plasma membrane. NCBI's taxonomy places the organism in Eukaryota, Metazoa, Arthropoda, Insecta, Hymenoptera, Apidae.